Molecule: messenger RNA, 1017 nt
Organism: Lithohypha guttulata
Lineage: Eukaryota; Fungi; Ascomycota; Eurotiomycetes; Chaetothyriales; Trichomeriaceae
Exons: 1
Coding region: 1-1017 (338 amino acids)
Cellular component (GO): mitochondrion
Molecular function (GO): thiosulfate-cyanide sulfurtransferase activity
Source: RefSeq, a predicted model, not a curated record
AUGGCCCUCGGCAAUUUGCUCGCAAGAGUGUCUACAAGGCCUCUUGCAGCUCGAGCGUGCCGCAUGUCCACACAAUCUCGAAGUUAUGCUCUCUCCUCCUACGUCGUAUCACCCAAAGAACUUGAGGAAGCCUUGAACAAGAAUGCGCCUUCUCCUAUAUCGACUGAUCCAAAAGUCAUUCCAAUAUGUGCAGCAUGGUUCAUGCCAAACGACCCCGAAAAGCGGACUGGCAUAGAGGCUUUCAAGAAGAAACGAAUACCAAAUGCAAGGUUCUUCGAUAUAGAUGGGGUCAAGGACCAUGAAUCACCCUAUCCACAUAUGCUGCCAACGUGCGAUCUGUUCGCCGAGGCCAUGGCGAAAAUGGGUGUGACAAAACAUGACGAACUAGUGGUGUAUGAUGCCGAAGAGCUAGGGCUAUUCUCAGCACCAAGAGUCGCAUGGACGCUGAGGGUGUACGGCCAUCCUCGUGUGCAUGUGCUGAACAAUUUCAAGCUAUGGGUCGAACAGGGGCUGCCGGUGGAAACAGGUCCGCCAUUGAUACCUAAUAUUACGACUUACAAAGUUCCCACCUACAACACCGAUAUGGUGGUCAAGUAUGCCGAAAUGAAGACGAUCGGCUAUGACUAUGGCAAGGAGGGCGCCGAAGAGAUACAAAUCCUCGAUGCUCGCUCGAAAGGAAGAUGGGAAGGCACCGAACCAGAACCGCGACCAGGUCUGCGCUCUGGUCAUAUGCCAGGCUCGACAAAUCUGCCCUUCCAGGAGCUGCUAGAUCCAAAAACGAAAGCACUGCUACCCCCGGAAGAGCUGAAGAAAGUGUUUGUGUCAAAGAAUCUGGAUCCUGCCAAGCCAAUCAUUGCCUCUUGCGGUACUGGCGUUACAGCUGCGAUCAUUGAACUCGGCUUGAAAGAAGCAAGGUUCGGCAGCGAAGAUGACAGAAGAUUGUAUGAUGGGUCUUGGACUGAGUGGGCUUCACGAGUAGCACCAACAAGCGGUCUGAUAAGGACGAGUAACAAAUGA